CUCCGCCAUGGUGACGUCACAGUUCUCAGACGUCGGAGGAGGAGGAGGUGGUGGUUUUAGUGGGUCUCCUCCGCUCAGCCAACUCCACGGCGUGUUUGAGAAAAAUGAAACAUGGAUGAGGGGUUCACCGAAAGUCGGGAGGAAGCUGCCCAUUGUGGGAAAUAGGACAACAUCCAACCAAGAAGCGACUCAAGACCUGAAUGAUGUUCCUGGCCCACCAGCCAAGCCGUUCACUGUUUGCCAAAGCUUGAUCAAAAAUGGUCCUGGUGAAAGGGCGGCUGCCAUAAAAUAAGUUUUAAAGACGUAAAACAGGGAGGAAAAAGGAAAUGGAAAAACGGUUAGAAGAGAAGCUUCGCAUCAGCCAGAGAGAAAAGGAGUCCAGUAGCUCCGCCCGAUCACCAUUAAAGACCACCAUGGUGAUCCAGGACAACUCUUUACCAGCAGGACCCCCGCCUCAGAUCCGCAUUUUGAAGCGACCAGCAAGUAAUGGGUCAUUAGCAUCGUCCAUGAACCCAAACAGGCCCACUCCGCAGGUCAAGUCUCUGGCCCAGCGCGAAGCGGAGUAUGCCGAGGCCAGGAAACGAAUUCUGGGUAGUGCCUGCCCAGAGGAGACUCCUCAGGAAAAGCCCAACACUGACAGGCCAGUGCGCAAUAAUUCCACAAUGCCUUCAGAGGACACCAGAUCAAACAAUCACACUGUCCGGCAGCCCGCCGGCCCAGACGGCACCCAGGGGUUCCGCCAGCACAGAUAAGCGGGUCUCUGGGACGCCCCAGCCAUGGAGGGGAGGGGAAGAGAGAGAUUAAGAGCCACCUGAGAUCAAACGCAGCACCGUAUUUUAUAAACUUCCUCCCUUCGCUUCCCUCAUAUCAGCCAGCCGGCGCGGCUCUGUGCCCCCCUUUCACUCUCUCAGCCGGGCGGCGAAUCAGCCGGGGAACGAGGAACUCCAGCAGGAAGUGGGAGCUGACGUGAGCUCUUCUCUCUCUCCCCUUUGCUCAUGUUUAUUCGGCACUGUGAUUAUGGACUUAUUCUGGACUCACUGUGAUGAUCCCGGCCCCUUUAAGAGACGCCCCUGGCCCCCCUCCCUUUUUUUUUUUUUUUUUUUUUUCUGUGUUCUGUCUUGGGAUGUUAAAAAAAAAAAAAAAGCAGAAGCAAAGACUCGAACUUGAGCAGUUCAAGGAUGAGGUGAAACGAGGGGUCAUAUCAAAACUAAAUCGGCUGGUUCUUGUACAGCAGCUUCUUCCCAGCAAUAAUAGCAGACAUUUUCUUUUCCUUUCUUUUUAAUCACUUGUCUUUACACAAGGCGUGCACUGAUAUCUUUUGAAUGCAGAUCCCAGUUCUUAACACACCACUAAGCCUGUUUAUUCAAACAGUAUUAGAUUUUAAACUUUAAAGCAGGAAUUGAGAAUCCAAGUCCUCCACCGUCUCGUCUGGCGGUAAAAACGAAGCCGAGAUGCCAAGAACGGUUCAAAAUAUCAGUGCACAACCUCCUAUUGAAAGAAACUGCCGUUUGUUUUUAAAAUCAAAGGUCAGGGGUUACGUGUGUCAAGUUAUGUACAUGGCAAGUUUUUUGUUUACUUUUUUUUAAGCUUUUAGCUGUCUUCCUUCGCCUACUUUCUAUUUAAGAGUAAAAUAGGAUGAACAGGAGAGAACGGAUCCAAGUUGGGUUUCAAGUAGCUUUUCUGCCCUUUUUUUAUAUGAAAUUACAGUAUUUAAAUAAACCUAAAGGCCCCCUUUAAAAAAAACAAAGUUUUUAUGAUUUGAAAAUGGUGUUGGCAGGAAUCCUAGUGACAUUUUUAGAUGCAUUUUACUGCUGUCCUGUUUCCACCCAGUCAGUGACGUUUCUUCACAGCUUCCUACGAAGUAAAACUUAGGAACUCAGGUCCAUGUGAAUGAGACUGAAUGAAUGAAAUGAACGAAGAUUGUAUUUUUCCAGCGGGUUUUGUUUUCUCAGAAGACUGGUGUACCGUAUUUAACUUAUGGUGGUCGGCACUUAAAAGCGGUGCUCUGUCGAGCUUAAUGUAACAGAGGAAAA
This is a messenger RNA of Poecilia latipinna (sailfin molly), 2033 nucleotides long. RefSeq names its product SUZ domain-containing protein 1-like. The record is from RefSeq and is a predicted model, not a curated record. The coding region runs from base 327 to 752 and encodes 141 amino acids. The transcript has 5 exons. Lineage: Eukaryota; Metazoa; Chordata; Actinopteri; Cyprinodontiformes; Poeciliidae.